This is a messenger RNA of Vidua chalybeata, 1669 nucleotides long. Its product is annotated as zinc finger protein 239-like. Lineage: Eukaryota; Metazoa; Chordata; Aves; Passeriformes; Viduidae. Gene Ontology annotation, biological process: regulation of transcription by RNA polymerase II. The coding region runs from base 584 to 1657 and encodes 357 amino acids. Gene Ontology annotation, molecular function: RNA polymerase II cis-regulatory region sequence-specific DNA binding; DNA-binding transcription factor activity. The transcript has 3 exons. The record is from RefSeq and is a predicted model, not a curated record.
AGCGUCUGUGCGGGCCCGGGAGCGGCGGCAGCGGCCGGAGGCCGGGGAGGCGGCAUUGGCGGAGCUGGGAGGCGGCCCCGGCGCAGGGCUACAGUCAGCAGACGUGUGCAGCGCAGCCAAAAUGAUCCAGCACGUGGUUGCUGCAGUUUGCACGCUGUACUCUGUGGCGUAUUUGGGGUAUUUUUUAACCCACUUGGCACGGCACCUCAUGUGUGGAUCCCGAGCAGCUCCUCCUUCGGUGAGUGGGGAAGGAACCUUUGGUGUUUGGAAUUGUGCAGCAAGUUGUGAGCUCGGCAUGUGGCAGCCGAGUGCCAGCCUGGGAGGCAGAAGGAAAGUGAGCCACUGAGGAACAGGAGGUGGAGCUUCCUUUGUUCCAGAGUGACUCAUUAUAAGAGACCUCCGGGGAGCGCGGCGAACAGGAGCAGGCAAACAGCGUCACAGCAGUUUGGUCACAGCAGUUUGGUCACAGCAGUUUGCGCAGCAGUUCGCGCAGGCAGGGCAAGCAGGCAGGGUUGCAGGUUCUUGCUAGUUUGGUGAAGUAUUUUUUUUAUUGGUUGAUUGAUCUUGGGCUUUCUCCUAAGCAAUGGUUCUAACCCGGUCAAAAUCUGUGGUUGGUACAGGUGUAUGUGACCAAGUAAAGCCCUCCAAAAAGGAUGUGUCUGUACAGACCCAUUCCUGCCUGAAGUGUUUGAGCUUAUCAGUGGCUUCAGGGGGUGUUGUGAAGGAGGGCUGCUUACCGUGUGAACAAGUGAAUGACCUCCUCUCGCUAGUGGCCGAGCUUAGGGAGGAAGUUGAAAGAUUAAGGAGUAUCAGGGAUAGUGAAAGGGAAAUAGACUGGUGGAGUUCAGCCCUUACAUCUUUAAGGGAGGCCCACCAGGAGUCAGAAGGCUCAUAUGUCUCUCAUUCUCAGGCAAUAGAGGGGCACCUGGUAGAUGAAGGGGAGUGGAAAUGGGUCCCUGCUCGGGGUGGUAAUAACAAAAAUCCCUCCUGCCCCCCAUCCCCUAGCCAGUUGCCACUUCAGAAUAGGUAUGAGGCCCUAGAUCUAGACAGCCAGACGGAUGACUUAGAAGAAAAUUAUCUACCCAGUGAGCCUCCCAAUUAUGACUCGUCUAAAAAAUCGAUUACCACCUCUAAUGUCAAGAAAAAAAGAAGGGUAAUUGUAGUGGGUGAUUCCCUUCUGAGGGGGACAGAGGGCCCCGUAUGUCGACCUGACCCAUCCCACAGGGAGGUCUGCUGCCUCUCUGGGGCCCAGGUACGAAACAUCACUGAGAGACUUCCUAGGCUGAUUCGGUCCUCUGAUUAUUACCCACUGCUGAUACUCCAGGCUGGCAGUGAUGAGAUUGAAAAGAGGAGUGUCAAGGUGAUUAAAAGGGAGUUUAGGGCACUGGGUCAAGUGGUUGAUAGGACAGGUGUACAGGUAGUGUUCUGCUCAGUCCCAUUGGUGGCAGAGAAAAAUAAUGAAAGGAAUAGGAAAACUCAUUUCAUUAACAAAUGGCUCAAGGGUUGGUGCUAUCGGCAAAAUUUUGGAUUCUUUGAUCAUGGAGCAACCUUUAUGGCACCUGCUCUACUGGAAUCAGAUGGGAUACAUCUCUCUGUUAAGGGCAGGAGGUUUUUAGCUCAUGAACUGGCAGACCUUAUUGAGAGGGCUUUAAACUAGGUUUGAAGGGGA